Medicago truncatula (barrel medic) is the source of this 432-nucleotide messenger RNA. Its product is annotated as leucine-rich repeat extensin-like protein 3. The record is from RefSeq and is a predicted model, not a curated record. Lineage: Eukaryota; Viridiplantae; Streptophyta; Magnoliopsida; Fabales; Fabaceae. The transcript has a single exon. Bases 1 to 432 code for a protein of 143 amino acids.
AUGUGCUACGUGGGAAAAGCAACAAAGAUCUUCAUCUUCAUCGUCACUGCUCUCGUUAUUACUGGUCUCAUCUUAGGAUUUGGCGUCUUACGCCGUCACCACAACAACAAAUGCUCCGAUCAAUCUUGCGGUUCUUUUCCGCCGCCGAAUUUCAACUCUCCUACUCCUCCUUUUACUCUUAACAACCCUGUCAGUAGUAAUCCACCUAAUCCUCCGGCAGAAUCACAAUCUCCACCAGUGAUUACAAAUCCAACUCCUCCUCCUCCUCCUCCUCCGCCCUCGCCUGAAUCCAGCUCCAAUCCAACUUCGCCUCCUCCUCCUCCUCCUCCGCCGUUGGUGCAAUCACCGCCGAGUGUGGCGGAGCCGCCUAGUACGCCUACAACGCCUGGUUCCGCGCUUGUGACUCCAGGUCCUGUACAUUCUAUUUCCUAG